CUUUUUCUGAGGGUAUUUUCGUCCUCAUACCAGGAGUGGCUGUCUGAUGACGUGUCACUCUUGGGCAUCUAUCCAAAUAGCAUACAUUAUCGAGAUGGUGCUUUUAACAAUUUCUAUCAAGUUGUCAAGAAACACCAGCAUAACACGAAAUGAAUUUGAUGAGCUCAGGCUCGACUGCUUUGAACAAACCAAUGCCAGCAUCAAUAGAAGGCAAGCGACCGGCAGUGAGGAUACAGAAUGCAUGGAUGGGGUGGUUAGUGGACAAAGGAGGUGAACUGUACACACCUAAUACCCCUGCAUGGAGUAUCCCCCUCCAUCCACUUGCUGCCUUUUCUCUGCCAGUUGUAUUGACGCUCUGAUCUGCGUGGCCUUCCCCUGUCACUAAAACAAGGAGUGGGUGGAGUGGUUGGAGCUUCUACAAUCGUCUCGAUUCUAGUUUCACAGACAUAAAGAUACGUUUUAUGGCCAAGAUCAGGCUCAGUCUGGGGUUCAAGUUCGACCUAUUGCUACUCGUCGCCUGCCGGCCAAUUCAUCACACCCUCCACCCCUGUGAAAUGGCAGUAUGCUUGCUCAUCGCUGAGCCCCGCAGCACUGUUCGACAAUGCACAUUGCUAUGCCUCAGAAUGCAUUUCAAGCGAAGUGAAAGGCUGGAAGAGUUCGAAAUAUCUCAAGAAAAUCAAAUAUAUAUUUCAAUUUCCCAAAGAUAGCAAACGUCGACAAAGAUGGAAAUUUUUUUGCAGGUGUGAAAUGUGCAUGGGGAAGUUAAGGUUACCUCGACGCAAAGGGGAGGGCCCUGGGGCCUGGAAGCAUUACAAAGCUAAACCAUUAAGAUAUGGCCAU
Aspergillus eucalypticola CBS 122712 is the source of this 840-nucleotide messenger RNA. RefSeq lists its product as uncharacterized. The record is from RefSeq and is a predicted model, not a curated record. Bases 462 to 707 code for a protein of 81 amino acids. The transcript has a single exon. Lineage: Eukaryota; Fungi; Ascomycota; Eurotiomycetes; Eurotiales; Aspergillaceae.